CCUAAUGGCGUCCGGGCUCCCCGGAGCGGGGUGCGGCGGGUGGCCCCUCAUGGCGGCUCCCUAGGCCCUGCAGGCAGCGGGCAACCCGCCCGGCUUCCCCUUCCCCGGGCGCUUCCCUCACACAGACCCCAGUGGUUGGUCACCCCCCGCAACCUCCCUCUUACUCACGGAAGGGAUCAACCCUUGCUGGAGAACGCAGUCGCCCAAGGAGGAAAAGUGGCGUCUUCGCUGGCUGCAGGGUGACUUUGUUUGUCAGGCGUCCUGCCACCGUGAAGCGUUUUAAAACAUGGAGGAUCCUAAUUAGCCCCACGCGGUGGGGUGCUCCUUUACAACCUUCCAUUUUGCCGUUGGACAUUUAUAUUUUUCUGUGAGUUUUCACAGAUGUAGAGAAUCAAAUCACAUUUUAAAGCCUUUUUUUAUUUGUUAGUUUUUGUUUGUUUUUGUUGUAGCUUUUUUGCUUUAGCCUACCUGGGUAAUAUCUGGUCAGCACUGUCUUGGCUGAGCCAGGAAAGGUAUCCAGCCUGAAUGGACAGGGCAACAUUUGCCUGUUCCACCGCCUUUUUUCGUGACUACAGCAGUUCAUCUCACACUGCAUUCUGCCUCCCGACAGGACACGUUGACUUUAUUGAAAAGGUAGAAUCAUUCACUUACUCAGACUUUUUCCGGGAUUAUUUGAUUCCCAACCAUCCCUGUAUUUUCUCAGCUAAAUUCACAGAAGGCUGGGGCAGCAGGAGAAAUUGGGUUACUUGGGAUGGGAAGCCUAACUUCGAUUAUCUGUUGCAGAAGUUUGGAGAGGCUAUAGUACCUGUUGCCAACUGUGAUGUCAAGGAGUACAAUUCUAACCCAAAGGAGCAGAUCCCUUUCAAGGAGUACAUAAAUUACUGGAAAGAGUACAUUAAAAAUGACUACCGUUCAUCUCGAGGGUGCCUUUAUCUGAAGGACUGGCACCUGAGCAGAGCUUUCCCAGAGCAAGAUGUUUACACGACCCCUGUGUAUUUCACAUCCGACUGGCUGAAUGAAUACUGGGAUGCUAUAGGUGUGGAUGAUUACCGGUUUGUCUAUAUGGGACCUAAAGGUUCAUGGACUCCAUUCCAUGCUGAUGUCUUCCGUUCCUAUAGCUGGUCAGCCAAUAUAUGUGGGAGAAAGAAAUGGUUGCUCUACCCCCCGGGACAGGAGGAAUACCUAAAAGAUCGCCAUGGCAACUUGCCCUUCGAUGUGACUGCACCUGGUCUUCAGGAUAGAAGUGUUUACCCUCGCUACACCCAAAGCCAACCCCCUGUUGAAAUAUUACAGGAAGCAGGGGAAAUUGUCUUCAUCCCCAGUGGAUGGCAUCAUCAGGUUUACAAUCUGGAGGAUACCAUUUCCAUUAACCACAAUUGGGUGAAUGGCUGCAACGUGGCUAUAAUGUGGUGCUUCCUGCAGGAUGAAUUAGCAGCUGUCCAGCGGGAAAUCAAUGAAUGGAAGGACCCUAUGGAUGACUGGCACCUACAAUGCCAGUUGAUCAUGAAGUCUUGCACGGGUAUAGACUAUAAGGAGUUCUACAACUUCCUCAAAGUUAUUGCAGAGAACAGGAUUUCUGUCUUGGAAAAGGGCCUCGAUGAUGAAGCUUUAGCAAAGAACACUCCGAAAGCUGCUAUUUCCACCUUGGGCAUGCUCCAUGCGGUGUUUGAUUUAAAGAGGACUGUGAAGGUGUUAACAUCAUUGAGUGCUAAUGAAGAUUUCAAGAAACUAGACCUGACGUCACUUUCUCCACCUCCGGAGGCAUUGCUCCACCACUUGAAAGCAGCAAUAGAUACAGCGCUACUCUAACUUCCUAUUUAGUCAGUUCUUUGUAAAAUGAGCCUUUUACAAAAUGAGUGAAGAAUGACUUCUCCCUGUUAAAUAGCUGUUGCAAUUUAAGUACAAAGAGCCUUAAUAUAGAAUAGGGAGGGAGUACAUUCAUAAGAAGACUGAAUACUUUGUAAACUACCAACACUUGAGUAUCUUGAAUAAUUGCAUGGCGGGGGGGAGAGAAAAUGGAAAAAAACAAUAAUGUUGGUAUUGUAGAGGCUGAUAAAUUGAUCCCUGCUGGUGAGUAUGCAUUCGGUGAAGGCAAACAAAAAUUCUCUGUGGAACAAGCUUUGGUCUGGCAGGGCUCAGCGCCAAAAUUACAGCGGUCUGCACCAUGCUUCCCUUUGUUUCUGAAAGCAGUGUACAGACCCUAACCUGUACUGCAGGCUCCAACAGGUAAUCUCUGCUGUCUCUGGUCACAACCUCAUUGCUUUAAAAGCUGUCCUGCUUCCAGGAGUAGCUCAGCCUUUUUUUUCAUGUUAUGGAAGGCUAGUUAUUUAGGUCUCUUGAAGGCUGAGCUGGCUCAACAGCUGUAGCUUGGAUAUGCAGGAGCUCUCUGUACUAGUUUCCUGUAUAGUGACAGCACUCUACAGCUGAAAGUCUGUGAUAGCCUCAGCCUUCAUCCUACUUCAGGCCCAGCAGGUUUAGAUUAACAUAGCAGGAAGGCAGAGUCCUGAUAGCAGAUCUACCACUAACAAUUUUACCAUGUGAUCCACCCAAGCUCAAAAGGAGAAGCGUGAAUGUACGCUCUCAUUGCUAUACACUACUUCAAGGCACAGUAUUUUUAUCAAGCAAAGACUUGAUUAAUCAGGGAAGCUAGCAAAUAGCCUCAUAUUGUCUCUUAAAAAAAAAAAAAAAAAAAAAAAAAAAAAAAAGCCAUGCUUUCAACACACCAAAUAGCACUAUUGCAUGGUUACAGAGCACAACUUAAAACCUGGAUGCUACCCUUGGGCUAAAGAGCAUUUCCAGGGAAGUAUCCCUCUUGCUGUUACUGGUUGACAAGAAAGCCCAAAGCACAAAUGGCUGCAUACUGUUAACAUAGUUGCCCCUUGGGGCUCACUUGAAUUACUGAUCCAAAACUUCCUCACUUCUCAACCACAGAUGACCAGUAAAAGCAAUUAAUAACCUUAUGUUUAGAAAGUACAAUACUAGAAGUCUUUAGUAGCCUGGAAAAUUGCAUUGUUUUUCUAGAUCAUCCUGUGGAGUUUGUACAGUGCAUGCAUUUUGCACGUCAUAUUUUGUAGUAGGUGUUCUGCAUUGUGACCAGGAAAUGGUACCUGAAAUUAAAAUCAAUACCCAGGGUAUGGAAGAAUGGAGAAAACAUUUUUAACAGCUGUGACUACAUCUCAGUGAUUCAACCUUCUGGCAAGGUGUUUCUUUGGACUGGAAAAUUGCCAGUUUUAAGCAGCUCUGAAACUAAAUGUUCACAGCUGCCACUUAUGGCUGUUUACAUUCUCAAAGACAGGCAGCUGGAGCUUUUCU
This is a messenger RNA of Dromaius novaehollandiae (emu), 3312 nucleotides long. It is a transcript of the gene JMJD4, whose product is annotated as jumonji domain containing 4. Bases 526 to 1809 code for a protein of 427 amino acids. Gene Ontology annotation, molecular function: 2-oxoglutarate-dependent dioxygenase activity; sequence-specific DNA binding. The transcript is spliced from 7 exons. The record is from RefSeq and is a predicted model, not a curated record. Gene Ontology annotation, cellular component: cytoplasm; nucleus. Lineage: Eukaryota; Metazoa; Chordata; Aves; Casuariiformes; Dromaiidae. Gene Ontology annotation, biological process: protein hydroxylation; positive regulation of translational termination.